This is a messenger RNA of Staurois parvus, 371 nucleotides long. NCBI's taxonomy places the organism in Eukaryota, Metazoa, Chordata, Amphibia, Anura, Ranidae. The record is from the annotation of a GenBank genome assembly.
GUGAAUAGCCUUGUACCAUGUGACCUCUGUGAUCAUUCACAGAUUUCACACAUAGUAAGCAAUGAUGUCAGAAGUGACAUCUUGCUUACUACUUUGCAUGUGAUCACUGAUUGGCCAAUCAGUGAUCACAUGCAGAGUAGUAAGCAUGAUGUCACUUCUGACAUCAUUGCUUACUAUGUGUGAAAUCUGUGAAUGAUCACAGAGGUCACAUGGUCCAAGGCUAUUCACAACAGCCUUGUACCAUGUGACAAGCUGUGACCAAUCACAGCUCACUCAGUAGUUCUCAAAGGCUGCAAGAAUGCAGCUAUAGAGAAGGAGAAAUGAUUGCUUUUACAGCCUUUAUGGGUGUAAAAGCAAUCAGUGUAAAAAAA